AUGAACAGUACUUUUAACCAGAUGGACGGAAAAGUGGACGAUAUCGCAGCCGAAGUAAGUGAUGCUUCUUUAAUACCCAAAGACCCUUCAGUUUUUAAUCAGUCACCUCCUGAACAUGUCACAUUUCGUAAACGCUUGAACUGUAACUCCCAGAUAAUUAAUACAACAGAUUUUCUCAAGUUCCAAGAUAAAAUUUUAAGCAUAAUGGAAAACUGGUUUUCUAGACAAGAUGAAAAAAUGUCACUUUACAUUAAACAGCUGAGUGAGAUAAGAGAUUCUAUCGAAUUUAUAAGCAGUAAAUAUGAAGACUUGCACAAGACAUCCGAGGCCUUAGAAAAACGUAUAUCGGAUUUAGAAUCCAAGACCAACUUGCGGGGUGAAAAUGAGAAUGAAAUAAAAAUUUCUGUCUUGGAAUCAAAGAUUAAAAACAUGGAACAACAGUCACGUAUUUGUAAUGUAGAAAUUAACAAUUUACCGGAAAAAAGAAAUGAAAAUUUGAUCACCAUUAUUGAAAGUAUUGCGACCGCAGUCAAACAUACCAUCGUGUCUAAUGACAUUGUUGCUAUUCACCGAGUGCCUCACGCAAACACUGGCAAUCCACUUCCCAAAAAUAGUAUAGUUAAAUUCACCACGUGUAUCAUUCGUGACAGUUUUCUAACAGCAUAUCGCAAAAACAAAGGUCUAACAACUGAUCAAAGUGGCAUUGGUUGGAUUAAGCACGAACCAAACAAUUCUAGUCUAAAUGGCUUUAUUUCUACUAUAAAUUUCACUGUUGACAUGGUAAAAAAAGAACUUGAAAAUUUAGAUGUUUGCAAGGGAUCUGGACCGGAUGGUAUUCCUCCUUUCUUCCUUAAAUAUACAGAGGACACAAUCUGUGUUCCUCUGACGAUUCUUUAUAAUAAGUGCAUUCAAGAUGGUGUCUUUCCUGCUAUUUGGAAAACAGCGAAUAUCACACCUAUUCAUAAAGAGGGAUCCAAGAACGACGUAGAAAAUUAUCGGCCAAUCUCAUUACUAUCCGUAUUGUCAAAAGUGUUUGAAAGAUUAGUACAUAAUGUUAUUUAUCCUGUCCUUCACAAUAUAAUCAUACCCGAACAACACGGAUUUGUUAUAAAACGAUCCACAGUAAGUAAUCUCCUCGUUUAUACUACAUACUUAUUUGAACAUAGGGAUAAAGGAAUACAGGUCGAUUCUGUGUAUACUGACUUCCGUUAG
Molecule: messenger RNA, 1212 nt
Organism: Parnassius mnemosyne (clouded apollo)
Lineage: Eukaryota; Metazoa; Arthropoda; Insecta; Lepidoptera; Papilionidae
Source: the annotation of a GenBank genome assembly